CUCUCCACCCCAUCACUCCAAGUGCCUCCCAGCGGCCAGCUCAACAGCAGCCAACCCUCCAAACCCCCCCAGUCCCCUCCACCCGGUCCGUCCACCGUACAGUACACAGUAAAGAGCGUACCAUACACAGUAGUACGAAUGCGACCCGCUCUCUCUCGGAAUGGAACGCUCGAUUCCGCGGCCUCUUGUGCGUCCUCCUUUCGUUCCUCAUCUGUGCUCGACACGUACAUAGCUGGAAAUCUCAUCACGCCAGCGGCUCACUCUGCACAAGCUUCCGACAACGGUCGGCGUUUCACCGCUAGAAGACAUGGUUACACAACGUGUGCCCCGCCAGGCCACCAGAAUACUGUGGUACACACGCCUUUUGAUGCUGGAGCCGGCUUCUGUUGUGCCACCUGUCAACCUGUCAAUGCCAGCAGCCCUACUGCUUGUACAGGUCCUGCCACCAAUGGUUCCCGUGCACAUCGCUUGGGCCCCUGGUUGACUCGUUUCCCCAGGAUGCUGUCCCACUCUCCCAUGUCCUUGGUCAUUGAAUCCUAUUUCCGGUUACUGGCCAGGGUUGCUCCAACUCCCCCGGCCCAGCCGCCACCCAUCGAGGAUCCCUCUGCAGAUCCGGCAUCCACCGCUUGUGUUCCCGUAGCGCCCGCUCGACUACCUUGGGUACGUCGAGAAAAAUCCUAAGCCGCAGCCAGUCGCCGUGGCAAUCCCCCUGGCCUACGGGAAUCUGGCAUUUCCCUCCCAGCCGCAUCCGGGUGAGAUCAUCGAGCACCGUGCCAGCCCUCUCCAUCUCUUCAACGCUCUCCGCCGUCGGCCAGCCAUCACCGCCUCUCCUCUUCAGCCUGAACAAUGCUGCUGCGAAUACGAUCUCGCAAUGCCGUUGAAACACAUCUCCGUUUGCCUUCUGUGGCUGUUCGAGGGUACCCGUUGCGAGCGUCUGCAACCUGGUUUUCCGGGUUUGGACACUCCGAGCACGUCGAGGAUCCGGCUCUGAGGGCAU
Molecule: messenger RNA, 997 nt
Organism: Westerdykella ornata
Lineage: Eukaryota; Fungi; Ascomycota; Dothideomycetes; Pleosporales; Sporormiaceae
Exons: 1
Source: RefSeq, a predicted model, not a curated record